AUGGUGCGCAAAGAAAAACAAAGUAGUCGAGCGACACUCAGCUCCGAUGAUAUGGCAAGUGCCGUACAAGAUGUUUUGGACGGUAAAUCAUUAAGAAUUACUGCCGUUGAACACGGAGUAAAAUUUCAGACAUUUCAAAAAUAUGUCGCAAAAAAACGUACUACUAAUCCAGAUGAUGAUCAAAUGGAACCCAAUUCUACUGUACGACGUGUGUUUUCAGAGGAACAGGAAAUUUCUCUAUGUGACUAUAUCAAAACUUGUAGCAUAAUGAGCUACGGAUUAACAACCAUCCAAGCACUAAAGGCUGAUCGAAAUAUUUCCAAUACCAGAGCCGAGCAAGCAAAGAGAAGAGCAUUGGCAAGGAAAAGAGCCAUUAACCAACAAGUCAAACCUCCUAAACCAACUAUAGUGCGCUACGCGGUACCACACCACUUACAAGAGAAGAUGCUAGAUAUUAGUCAACUACAACAUCUUUUGAGGAGCAAAGAACUAACAGACGCAGCCACUCAGACUGAAAACGAUCAGUGUUUGAGCCAAGAAUCUCUUAGUAUAGAAAAGGCACACGUACAGGUUCAAGUGCAUCCUACAGACCUAUUUGACUUUAACGUCGAAGUCCAACCAAUUGUGGAAGUUUUGGUAGCAAAAACCAUCGAAGAAGCUCUAAUAGAAGUACUAGAAGAAGAGGAACUAAUGGCAAUGAAAGAACAGCAAAGAAAAUUUUUAGAAUACAUGGCUACUAAUACCAGUGAUGAAAUAGAAAGUGACUUCAACGAGAACAAAUUUAAGAAUUUUUCACAAAAUAUAUUUAGGAAUAAUUAUAUGCCCAAUUUGAUAACGUCCGUUUAA
Molecule: messenger RNA, 846 nt
Organism: Diabrotica balteata
Lineage: Eukaryota; Metazoa; Arthropoda; Insecta; Coleoptera; Chrysomelidae
Source: the annotation of a GenBank genome assembly